This is a messenger RNA of Bombyx mandarina (wild silkworm), 1703 nucleotides long. It is a transcript of the gene Sas10, whose product is annotated as UTP3 small subunit processome component Sas10. Gene Ontology annotation, biological process: maturation of SSU-rRNA from tricistronic rRNA transcript (SSU-rRNA, 5.8S rRNA, LSU-rRNA). NCBI's taxonomy places the organism in Eukaryota, Metazoa, Arthropoda, Insecta, Lepidoptera, Bombycidae. Gene Ontology annotation, cellular component: small-subunit processome; nucleolus. The record is from RefSeq and is a predicted model, not a curated record.
CUACAUACAUUGGCUAUCGCUAAUUUCUAGACAUUGUAAAAGAAAAAAUACUUUUUGUUAAAGUUUUGGUUGUCAUGCUGUUGAGUACCAAGAUUCAAACCUUUCCUCAUUUCUUGUCCCGUAUGUACAUUAAUUACGGUAAUAAUAUGCGUAAUAUGUAAUAUUCACGAAUGAUUUAAUUUGCUACAAAAAUAACCUUAGCCUUGCGGAGUGUCGUGUUAGUUUCAAUUUAAAAUAUUUUAAAACUUUAUGAUAUCGACGUGAUGGCUGAUAAAAUAAGAAUAAAUUCAAGAUUUGACCAAAAAGAGAAUUAUGCCCCUUCAGAUUCAGAAGAUGGUUAUUCUGAAAAUGAAAAGCGAUUAUUGGAUAAAGUACGUAAGAGAAAACAUGAGUCUGAUAGUGAAGAGGAAAUGUAUGCUUUCUCUGAUUCUGACGAGGAAUCAGAUCAAAAGGAUGAUUUGGGAAUAGCAGACAGUGAUGUUGAAGGACAGGAAAAAUCAGACGAUGACUUACCUGAUUCAAAAGCUUGGGGCAAAAAUAAACAAUCAUACUAUGCCACUGAUUAUGUUGACAAAGAUUAUGGAGGCUUCGGUGAUGAUGAAGAAGCUGCUCUUAUGGAAGAAGAGGAGGCUAAGAAUAUUCAGAAGAGAUUGCUAGAACAACUUGGAGAUGAAGAUUUUACCUUGGAUUUCUUUACUAAACAUGUACAAGACGCUGAAGAAAGAGAAACAGUAAUAAAAAGUGAUUUGAGCCAGUUGUCAAAAAGACAAAAGCUACAAUUGUUUGAAAAGGAAAGUCCUGAGUUUUCAGGUCUUGUUGAUGACUUCCAAACAAAACUUACUGUAGCUAAAGAUAACCUACAUCCAGUCUUGGAAUUAGUAAAAGAUGGCAAAUUACCAAAAUGUGCAGCAUCAAAGUUUGUAAAAACAAACUAUGAUCUAAUUCUAAAUUAUUGUACAAAUAUUAGUUUUUAUUUGCUUCUAAAGAGUCAGCGAGUAAACAUUCAAAAUCAUCCAGUUAUAAAAAGGUUGUAUCAGUACAGACAAAUGUUGAAUAAAAUGGAACCGAUAUAUUUGGAAGUAAUUAAACCGCAAAUAGAUAAAAUUCUUCUGGCUGUGAAGAACAACCUUGUUUUGGAAGUAAAUGAACAAAAAGAAGCUAAGAAACGCAAGUUAGAAAAACUUAUUUCAGAAUCAACUCCCAAGAAAUUGAAACUUAUCAGUGCAAUAGAAAAAGAUGAAGGAGAAGACACUGGAGUAUCUGAUGAUGAAGAAUAUGAAGGGAAUGAUUACUUUAAAGAUAACGAUAAAGUUGAAAAUGUGCCAAGAAGUAAUGAAUCUGAAGAAAGUGGUUUUUCAGAUAAUGAAGAUACUGUACUUGGUGAAACAGAAGUUGACCAUAAUAAACCAUCAACAUCAUCUCAACAAAUUGUUACAGAAGAUCUUGGAAUGAAAAGAGAAAUAACAUAUCAAAUUGCAAAGAAUAAAGGGUUGACACCCCAUCGAAAGAAAGAUCAAAGAAACCCAAGAGUCAAACAUAAACUUAAAUACAGAAAGGCUAAAAUCAGAAGGAAGGGUGCAGUGAGGGAACCUAAGACAGAAGUGUCCAGAUAUGGUGGUGAAUCAUCAGGCAUAAAAGCAAAUUUGAAAAAGAGCAUAACAAUCAAGUAAAGAAAUGUAUUUAUUGAAACAGUACAUCUCAUA